GGGGUUUCAUCCGCUCCCUCUCUCUCCUCCCAGUCCCCUCCUCGGAAGUAGACGUAUCCCGUCUAUAUUCCGUUCUUUUUUUUUAUAUAUUUAUAUAUCAACCCCUCUACCCUCAAAACUCACAAUGGACGACUAAACCGGAGCACGGGUCCUCGAUUCCACCCGUCUUUCUUCCUGCUUGGAUCGAGAGGACCGGAUGAAACCCAACUGUGGUUUUCUCCGCUUCGCAGGGGAGGUAGCUGUAUCCAGUGGGGAGGUCGGCUCGACCCGGGGAGGCCAGGAUGAAGUUCGCCCAACCCUGGGGACGCCAGAGGCUGUCUUUUCUCCUGGAGAAGGCCGCCUCUAGGGAAGCCCAGACGUGGAGGGGCUACGUGGCCAAGAAGCAAACCUCCCAGUCUUCAAAGUGGGAAAGAUGGAAGCCUGGCCGUCGUCAUGGUAACCUGUCCCUGUGGUUUCAGGACGCAGACGUCUCCCCGGCGCAGCGGGACGAGGCGGUCCGCUGGCUGACGGAGCUCCACGGCCGGCUGCAGCUCUACCCGGAGACCCUGGUGUUAGCCGUUAGCAUCCUGGACCGCUUCCUGGCUCCCAUCAAGGUCCGUCCGAAGUAUCUGCGCUGCAUCGCCGUCGCCUGCUUCUUCCUGGCUGCCAAGACCUGCGAGGAGGACGAGUGUGUUCCCUCUCUGAAGGAGCUGGCUGCCUCCAGUAACUGCGGCUGCUCUCCGUCGGAGAUCCUGAGGAUGGAGAGACUCAUCCUGGACAAACUGGACUGGGACCUGCACACCGCCACCGCUCUGGACUUCCUGCACAUCUUCCACGCGACGGUGACGGCGUCUCACUCCGGCUUCCUGGACUCCGCCGGGCUGAACCGCUCCCAGCACCUCUGCCUCCUCACCCGCCGCCUCUACACCUGCCUGGCCGACCACGCCCUCAUGCAGCUCAGAGGCUCUGUUCUGGCCCUGGCCCUGGUCAGCCUGGACCUGGAGACCUGCUGUCCUGAUUGGCUGGCGCUCACCAUCGACCUGCUGAGGAAGGCUCAGAUGGACAGCUCGGCGCUGAUCCGCAGCAGAGAGCUGGUCUCACGCAGCCUGUCCACUCCCAGAGCUUCCCUGCCUCCCAACACCGUUUACAUCUACCACCCCCUGCAGCUCGCCGCCCCGGCACGCCGCCGCCCGCUGGGCACCAUGGAGACCUCCAGGGACCAACCCGCCCCGCCUCAGGCUGGAGAGGAGAGCAAAGCUCCGCCCCCUUCCCCGAAACGCCUGAGCCACCUGCACAAAGCCCCGCUGCGCUGCAAAGCCUCCGCCAAGCGCAAGGUGGAGCAGAUGGACGUGGACGACUUCUACGACGGCAUCAAGCGCCUCUACAACGAAGACGCCACCUCCGCCGUCCACGAGGGGGCGCCGCCCGCCGGGGGCGGGGCUUACAGCGGCGGCUCCUCCCCCUGCCCUCCUCUGCAGCCGGUCGGCGCCUCGUAGAACAGGAACCGGCUCGGCGGACCGACCCACCGGGUUCUGGUGUCCCAUCAGCCCCUGCAGCUGGAAAACAGAGCAAAAAAAAAACUAAACAUCCAAAAUGUAAAAAAAAAAAAAAAAUCUGCUUCUGAUGUAAUUAUUGUUUAAAAAAAAAAAAAAAAAAAAAAGUAAACAUAAAGCUUCCUUAAAACCUGAACGUGUCGCUAAUGGUGAAAAUUUCCCUAUUUGUGGGUUUUUCUGCAUGUUUUCCUCUUUUGUUGGUUCCUAAAAUGCGACUCCUCCCCCGAGGAAGAGGAGGAGGAGGAAGAGGAGGAGGAGCAGCAGCUCGGUGCCAUUUAUUCAUGUUACAUUUAAAGCUCAACCUGCCAAAACGUGUCUUUCUUUUCCAGUCUGUUUCCUUGAGGUGAAUGCAUGAGACGUGUUUUGUUGCUUUCCCAGCCAACGACUCUCCGCUUGUCGACCAAUCAGGACGAAGCGUCUCCUCCUCUGGAUGGACGUCUUUGUGUCCAGGCUCUCGGAGACGAUSUUCCCUCCCGUUUAAGACGUUUUAACUUCCUGUUUAAAUGAUUUGUCCUCCGUGUAAAAAGCUCUGUUGCUCCUGCUGGAGGCGCUGCUGCUCCAGGACCCCGAACGCUAAAUAAAGACCUUACAACGAGA
Molecule: messenger RNA, 2129 nt
Organism: Poecilia reticulata (guppy)
Lineage: Eukaryota; Metazoa; Chordata; Actinopteri; Cyprinodontiformes; Poeciliidae
Source: RefSeq, a predicted model, not a curated record